AUGGGCGGCGGUGUCUCAUCUCUCCCAGCGGAGGUCUCGCUUGCCGAGGCGAAGGAGCUGGCGGGCGCCAGGUGGCAGCCCGCGUGGGAGGAGAAGUUCGCGGAAGCCAAGAUCUCCAGGGAGGAGGCAAUACAAUGCUGGAAGGAGUCCAAGGCAGCGAUCUCCGAGGCGCUCUACGAAAAGCUCCACGGCGCCAACUGCUCCAGCGUUGCGUCGGCGCUGGAUUUUUCGGCAAUUGUGAACGAGAAGCGCGGGCAGCAUCUUCCUGGCACGCGUGAGUGGGUCUUCGAGGCAGUGCUCCGCUGGCGGACCGACGCCGAUAGCGCAAAGCUCUUUUGGCUUGUGGGUGGCGGUGGCACGGGCAAGAGCGUGGCAGCGGCUGAAUUGCUCGCGCGACUGCUCGACAAACAAAACGCGGCCGCGUGGCACUUUUGUAAGCAUACCGAGCCGGGCCGAUCGGCGCCAGCGGUGCUGUUGCGGUCUCUGGCGGGCAUGCUGUGUGCGACGGUGGAGGGCUUCGAGGACGCGCUGAAGGAGAGCACGGGCGUCGAGACGGAAAAUGUCGACGAGCUCUUCGAGGCUUUAGUAGCAAAGCCGUUGCGAAGCGUCGAGGCGCCGCGCGGCGCGGACGACGCCCUCGUACUAAUCAUAGACGCGCUCGACGAGCUGCCGCGCGACGCGCUCAAGCCGGUACUGUCGUUGCUCGCGAACGAGCUCAAGACACUGCCGUCGUGGAUCAAGAUUGUCGCGACAAGCCGCGACGAGGCGCAGAUUAAAGCUGCAUUGAAGGGCUACACGCCGUCUGAGCUGCGCGUCGACGAGGCGCGGAACCGGCAGGACGUGAGGGCGUACCUAACUGAACUCGCGAAGGAGCACGUCGAGCUCGAGGUGACGAUGGACUCGCUGCGGCACGAGGUCGAGGCGAAGUUCCCGGAGCUCGCCGGUCGCCUUGGAGGUUUCGCGGCUCUCGAAGACCCGCUCCGUCGAGCCAAGGCGACGUACGCGGAAGCCAUGCGAGGCGUGAGCGGACUCGACAAGUUAGAGGCCUACAAGGAGCGACGCGAUCCGAACCUCAAGCAAGACGUGGGCGAUUUCGAGGCGCUCUAUACCCAGGCCGCAGUAGCUCAGAAUAUUUUGGUUGAAUCUCUGAAAAAGCUGCGCGAUGACGUAAAAGAUCCAGGCGUGAAGGGCCGUCCGCGGUCGCUUGAAAAGCUCGCCAACGACUACGGCGGCGACGCUCGUUAUCUCAAAGAUCUCUCUCGAGCUACUAUCUUGUGUGAGAACCCCGACGAGCUGCUCGACGUCCUGAAUCGGCUCACAAGUGUCGGCCUGGAGAUUGCCCAAGUGAAGAAUAAAUUCGCGAGCCCGACGCCCAUGGGCUACCGCGACUUUAAUUUGAACAUCCGUGUCCGCCUCGACGACGGGAGCACGCACAUUGCCGAGUUCCAGCUGAAUUUGAAGAGCAUUGCGGACGCCAAGCACAUCGCGCACGAUCAGUAUGAAGUGAUCCGUGCGGCAUUACCUGACAUGUGCAAGGACACGAGUAUCGGAGCGGACGCGCUCGAGGCGUUCAUUUCAGAACGCCUCAACUCAUCCACGCUCGAUGCCGCCGUGAGUACACUCGAGCGGAAAGCCGACGGGCUCAUGCUCUAUGCGCGCCUCAUCGCGGACCAACUCGAGGCGACGAGCGGCAAGAUCAACUUUGCGAGCGUCGGCGCGCUGCCUUCUGGCCUCGACGAGAUCUACGCGGAGAACUUUCGACGCGUGUUUGUUGAUGAUGGCACGUGGGGCGAUGCAGUGCCGCUCGUCGAAUUAAUCUGCGCCGCGGCCGAGCCGCUCACCGUCGACGCGGCGAGUAGUGCGCUUGGUUGGGAUCGAGCGCGGUGCAAGAAGGUCUGUGAUGGCGUAUCACUGUUAUUUCCGCUGCGCGAGGGCGAUGUGAUUGGUGUUUUGCAUAAGACUGUGACGGAUUGGCUGACGGGCGAGGCGCCGUUUGACAGGCGCUCUUCUCAGAACGCGUUCUUCGUCGUGCGGGACGCGGCGCACCGGCGACUGGCGCAGGCGUGUGCUCGAGCGGUUCGUGCCGGGGUUUUGGAUACGGAGUCGUACUCGAGCGACGCGGCCGCAGAUGAGGUGCUGGCUUCAUUCGUAGAGGGUGAGGGUGGUCCGGCGUCGGAUGCUUAUGCGUUGCGCUGGUGCUUGUUUCACAUGACGCGGUCGAACGAAGAGGGAGAGGCCGUUGGAGUCGCCUGCAGUCUGUCGUACGUGCUGAAGCGGAGUGACUGCGACAUUGUUUCCUUCGUGGCGGACCUGAACGUUCUUCAGGGCCAGGACACAUUGCUGCUGUCCGACUCCUUGGUGCUGUCACGGCGCGGAAUAUCGCUAGGCAUGCCACUUGUCGAGCAGUUGUGGCAGCGGCUCGUGCCUCGCGCGGAUGUGGAGUCGUCUCCUGCCGCGUGCCGCCUGGUCGAUGACGCGAGGCGCGUCGCGAGCAAGCUAUCGCUGUCGGCCGUGCGAUCGAUGAGUCUGACGGCGGCGGGUGGGGCGGAGCGGUGUCGGAUCGAGGUUGUUGCUGAUUGUUUGGCGACCUUCGUAGACCCGGCGAUGGGCGAGCCGCGGCUUGCUUGUGGUGAUUCUGACGGGAAUGUGCACAUCUAUGAUCCGGUCGCGGGUGGCGCGGCGCUGGUCGUGAUUGAUGUGUGUGCUUCUGAGCUGGCUGUCUUCAAAGACCCGGCGACGGGCGAGUUGCGGCUCGUUUGUGGAACAUCAUUAGACUUUGGGGCAAGUGGUGACGUGCGCGUCUUCGACCCGGUCGCCGGCGGCGAGGCGCUGCUUGUGAUUGAUGUGGGCGAAAGUGUGUUCGCGCUGGCGGUCUUCAAAGACCCGGCGACGGGCGAGCCGCGUUUGGCUUGUGGAUGUCGAGGUGAGAAGGUGCGCAUCUACGAUCCGGUCGCGGGCGGCGAGGCGCUCCUCGUGCUCGAGGUCAGCGCUAUAGAGCUAGAAGUCUUCAAAGACCCGGCGACGGGUGCACCGCGGCUUGUGUGCGCUGCGGAAAAGAAGGUGCUUGUCGUCGAUCCGGUCGCGGGCGGCGACGCGCUGCUCGUGGUAGAUAUUGACUGCAGUGCACUGGUGGCCUUCAAGGAACCAGCGACGGGCGCGCCGAGGCUCGCGUGCGGCUCUGACGAUGGGAAGGUGCGCGUCUUCGACGCGAAUUCUGGCGGCGAGGCGCUGCUCGUGCUCGACGCGGGCGACAAAGAGGUGAGCGCACUGGUCAUGUUUAAAGACCUGGCGACGGGCGCGCUGCGGCUCGCAUGCGGGGAGGGUUAUGAAGGCAAUAAGGUGCGCGUCUUCGACCCGGUCGCGGGCGGCGAGGCGCUGGUCGUGCUCGAGGGGCAUACAGAUUCUGUAACGGCUUUGACAGCCUUCACGGACCCGGCGACGGGCGAGACGCGGCUCGUGAGCGGAUCGUGGGACGUCCGAGUCUGGAACCCGGCGGCGGGCGGCGCGGCGAUCGAGGCGGAGCCCGAGGGGCACUCUAGUCCUGUGACUGAACUGGUGACCUUUGUGGAUCCGGCGACGGGCGCACUGCGGGUCGCGACCGGGUCGCGUGAUAAGACGAUUCGCGUGUGGGAUGCGGAGACUGGCGGUGCGGUGCUCGUGAUCGACGUCGGCUCGUCAGUGAAUGCGCUGGCGUUCUUUGUGGACCCGGCGACGGGCGCGGCGCGGCUCGCUUGUGGUUGUGAUGAUGAGAGGGUGCGCGUCUUCGACCCUGUCGUGGGCGGCGAGGCACUGCUCGUGAUCGACGCUGGCGCCACUGUGUAUGCGUUGGCAUUCUUCACGGACCCGGCGACGGGCGCGCUGCGGCUCGCUUGCGGCACCAGGGAGCUUGAUAAGUGGGGUGAUGAAGAUGGUGGAAAUGUGCGUGUCUUCGACCCCGUCGCGGUCGGCGAGGCGCUACUCGUGAUCGAAGUUGGCGCGGAAGUGUUGGCGCUGGCGGUCUUCGCGGACCCGGCGACUGGCGAACUGCGAAUAGCUUGUGGUUGUAGAGACAAAAAGGUGCACAUAUACGACCCGGUCGCUGGAGGCGAGGCGUUGGUCGUACUCGAGGGGCACACGGACGAUGUGUGGGCGUUGACUGUUUUCGAAGACCAGACGACGGGCGACCUUCGCCUUGCGAGCGGAUGUAGCGACGGUUCCGUGCGCAUCUGGGACUUGGCCGCGGGCGGCGCGGCGCGCUUCGUGCUCGAAGGGCACACGGACUACGUGUAUGCGCUGACGGCCUCUGCGGACCCGGCGACGGGCGCGUUGCGGCUCGUGAGCGGGGCGGACGACAAGACCUUGCGGGUUUGGGACGCAAGCAAGGGCGGCGCGGCGCUGCGAGUGAUUGCUUUUGAGGAUGGUGUGCACGAUUUGGCGUUCAGGAGCGACACGAGUGGGCUCUUUGUGGCUUUCGGGAAGCGGUGGGGGGAGUUGCGCGUCGGAGGCUCCUAA
Pelagomonas calceolata is the source of this 4491-nucleotide messenger RNA. The record is from the annotation of a GenBank genome assembly. NCBI's taxonomy places the organism in Eukaryota, Pelagophyceae, Pelagomonadales, Pelagomonadaceae.